AGGUGCAUGCCUGGCUGACUCCUUCCCAGGGUGGUGGCGGGGUAGGGUGAGGUAUUCAACUGAUGUCCCUGGGUUCAGUACUGUGGCUGGGUGCCUCCAUCCUAACACAGGCAUCUUGCUGGGAGGCAGGAAGCAGGCAGUAGAUUGACCCUAGAGCAUCUUGUGGAUCCCCAGCUUCCUACUUUGGGUCUAGGGGAUUGAUUGCAUAUUAAGCCUCAAACUUUCACAAUAUGUUAUUUGUCCAUUCAUGCAAUUAUGCAUUCAACAAACAUUUAUUUUUUAGUACUUAGUAUGUAUGAGAUGUGUGGCAGGUACCCAGGAGACAGGUCACUCUGCCCUCAGGGACCCACAGUCUAAGUGGGGGACAAUUUAGUGUGACAGGCUGUCAUGGAAAUGUGCCUGGGAGCUCUGAGAAGGGAGGUGGCCACCACUUGGGGCAUCAGGAAGGCUUCCCAGAAAAGGUGACACUGGCACUAUGUCUCACAGACAGAUACAGGCUUUAUAGGCAGCCAUGGGAACAGGGAAGGGCAUUCCAGGCAGAAGGAACAGCAUGAACAAAAACUCUGACAUAUUAGCACAAUGACGGGAAAGGGUGAUGUGGCAGGAGGGGGUGAAGGUGGGGCCUCCCGCUGUUACUGGGAAUGUGAUAGAAUCGUCAGGGAGACUGACAUGUGGAAGUCCGGGUCGGCAGUUCUGCAACAAUGAAAACAUCACACAUUUGUUGGCGAAGAAUAAGGGAGUACAGUCAUAUAGCACUUACUAUGUGCCAGGCACUGUUCUAAGCCCAUUUCAUAGUCCCAACAACUCUGACAGGAAGCUACUAUUAUUAGCAUUCCUAUUCUAGAAGCGAGGAAAGUGAGGGACAGGGAGAUUAAGUGACUCGUCUAGUAAAUGAUGAGCUGGGAUGCUCCUGAACCCUGGCGGCGUGAAUUCAGAUCCGCCUCUCACAUUGGAAGAUGAGCCCAAGUGGCCAUGAGCGCCACCUUGUGGUGAUCCUUCCCAUGUUUCUUCCUUCUGUAGGCUCUCGCCCUACCAAGCCCCUGGGAAGUGUCUUUGCUUCCCGUGACCCCCAUCCUCCAAGCAUGCCAGACCCCAGGUCUAGCUUCCGUGUCCCUGCUCCUCCAAGCAUGCCAGACCCCAGGUCUAAGGACUGAGGAAGCCUGCCUCCCCUCAGCCAGCCUCUUUGGUUGGGUAGACGGGAUGUAGUGCCGUCAGGUUCCAUAUGUACCUCCUCUUACCCCAGAGGCCAUCUGAGUGGUGGGGGAACAGGAAGCUGGGGCUCACUCUGACCCCUGCUGCCUCCUCCACACCCCACCCAGGCUGACCCCCGCCCACAGCAGGAAGGCCCUGCGGAAUUCCCGCAUCGUUAGCCAGAAGGACGACGUCCACGUCUGCAUUAUGUGCCUGCGUGCCAUCAUGAACUACCAGUCUGGCUUCAGCCUUGUCAUGAACCACCCAGCCUGUGUCAAUGAGAUUGCUCUGAGCCUCAACAACAAGAACCCCAGAACCAAGGCUCUGGUGCUGGAGCUGCUGGCGGCCGUGUGCUUGGUGCGGGGAGGACAUGACAUCAUCCUUGCAGCCUUUGACAACUUCAAGGAGGUGUGUGGGGAGCAGCACCGCUUUGAAAAGCUGAUGGAAUAUUUCCGGAAUGAGGACAGCAACAUCGACUUCAUGGUGGCCUGCAUGCAGUUCAUCAACAUUGUGGUACACUCGGUGGAGAACAUGAACUUCCGUGUCUUCCUGCAAUAUGAGUUCACCCACUUGGGCCUGGACCUGUACUUGGAGAGGCUUCGGCUUACCGAGAGUGACAAGCUGCAGGUGCAGAUCCAGGCAUACCUGGACAAUGUUUUUGAUGUGGGGGCACUACUGGAGGACACAGAGACCAAGAACGCUGUGCUGGAGCACAUGGAGGAACUGCAGGAGCAGGUGGCGCUGCUGACAGAGCGGCUUCGGGACGCGGAGAACGAAUCCAUGGCCAAGAUUGCAGAACUGGAAAAACAGCUAAGCCAGGCGCGCAAGGAGUUGGAGACCCUGCGGGAGCGCUUCAGCGAAUCGACCGCCAUGGGCGCCUCCAGGCGUCCCCCCGAGCCUGAGAAAGCACCUCCCGCUGCCCCGACGCGGCCCUCGGCCCUGGAGCUGAAGGUGGAGGAGCUGGAGGAGAAGGGGUUAAUCCGUAUCCUGCGGGGGCCGGGGGAUGCUGUCUCCAUCGAGAUCCUCCCCGUCGCUGUGGCAACUCCAAGCGGCGGUGAUGCUCCGACUCCGGGGGUGCCGACCGGCUCCCCCAGCCCAGAUCUCGCACCUGCAGCGGAGCCGGCUCCCGGAGCAGCGCCGCCGCCGCCGCCCCCACUGCCUGGCCUCCCCUCCCCGCAGGAAGCCCCGCCUUCGGCGCCCCCACAGGCCCCGCCUCUCCCUGGCAGCCCGGAGCCCCCGCCGGCACCGCCGCUGCCCGGAGACCUUCCGCCCCCACCCCCGCCACCGCCACCACCUCCGGGCACUGACGGGCCGGUGCCUCCGCCGCCGCCUCCGGGAGGUCCUCCUGAUGCCUUAGGAAGACGCGACUCAGAAUUGGGCCCAGGAGUGAAGGCCAAGAAGCCCAUCCAGACCAAGUUCCGAAUGCCCCUCUUGAACUGGGUGGCACUGAAACCCAGCCAGAUCACCGGCACCGUCUUCACAGAGCUCAAUGAUGAGAAGGUGCUGCAGGAGCUGGACAUGAGUGACUUUGAGGAACAGUUCAAGACCAAGUCCCAAGGCCCCAGCCUGGACCUCAGCACUCUCAAGAGUAAGGCAGCCCAGAAGGCCCCCAGCAAGGCAACACUCAUUGAGGCCAACCGGGCCAAGAACUUGGCCAUCACCCUGCGGAAGGGCAACCUGGGGGCUGAGCGCAUCUGCCAAGCCAUUGAGGCGUACGACCUGCAGGCUCUGGGCCUGGACUUCCUGGAGCUGCUGAUGCGCUUCCUGCCUACAGAGUAUGAGCGCAGCCUCAUCGCCCGCUUUGAGCGGGAGCAGCGGCCGAUGGAGGAGCUGUCAGAAGAGGACCGCUUCAUGCUACACUUCAGCCGCAUCCCGCGCCUGCCGGAGCGCAUGACCACACUCACCUUCCUGGGCAACUUCCCAGACACAGCCCAGCUGCUCAUGCCGCAACUGAAUGCCAUCAUUGCAGCCUCAAUGUCCAUCAAGUCCUCUGACAAACUCCGCCAGAUCCUGGAGAUUGUCCUGGCCUUCGGCAACUACAUGAACAGUAGCAAGCGUGGGGCAGCUUAUGGCUUCAGGCUCCAGAGCCUGGAUGCGCUGUUGGAGAUGAAGUCGACUGACCGCAAGCAGACGCUGCUGCACUAUCUGGUGAAGGUCAUUGCAGAGAAGUACCCGCAACUCACAGGCUUCCACAGCGACCUGCACUUCCUGGACAAGGCAGGCUCAGUGUCCCUGGACAGUGUCCUGGCAGACGUGCGCUCCCUGCAGCGAGGCCUAGAGUUGACACAGAGGGAGUUUGUGCGGCAGGAUGACUGCGUGGUGCUCAAGGAGUUCCUGAGGGCCAACUCGCCCACCAUGGACAAGCUGCUGGCAGACAGCAAGACGGCUCAGGAGGCCUUUGAGUCCGUGGUGGAAUACUUCGGAGAGAACCCCAAGACUACAUCCCCAGGCCUGUUCUUCUCCCUCUUUAGCCGCUUCGUUAAGGCCUACAAGAAAGCUGAGCAGGAGGUGGAACAGUGGAAAAAAGAAGCCGCUGCCCAGGAGGCAGGCGUUGAUACGCUGGGCAAAGGGGAGCCCCCAGCACACAAGUCACCGCCAAAGGCCCGGCGGGCACAGAUGGACCUAAUCUCUGAGCUGAAACGGAAGCAGCAGAAGGAGCCACUCAUUUAUGAGAGCGACCGUGACGGGGCCAUUGAAGACAUCAUCACAGGUAAGGGCUUGGCCAGGCCUUGGUCUUAUUCUCAGUCUAUCCUUCUACGCUGUCUUCUGACCCAGUCCCCUACCCUCUGGGGGACUGGCUGCCGCACUGCUUCUUGCUACCUUUUCUGUUUUUCUUUCCUUUUUCCUUUCUCUACUCUCCUUCACCCGCCCCACCCCCACUCAGUGAUCAAGACGGUGCCCUUCACGGCCCGUACCGGCAAGCGGACAUCCCGGCUCCUCUGUGAGGCCAGCCUGGGAGAAGAGAUGCCCCUCUAGCCCCUCAGAUCUGCGGAACCAGCCCUACAUCCGCGCAGACACAGGCCGCCGCAGUGCCCGCCGGCGUCCCCCAGGCCCCCCACUGCAGGUCACGUCCGACCUCUCGCUGUAGCCGCU
Molecule: messenger RNA, 4284 nt
Organism: Chlorocebus sabaeus (green monkey)
Lineage: Eukaryota; Metazoa; Chordata; Mammalia; Primates; Cercopithecidae
Source: RefSeq, a predicted model, not a curated record